UCUGCGAGGCAUUGUGGGACAUACGACAUCGAAUGGCCGAUUUCAACAUCGUUCACAAAUAACUUUGUGGCACACAAAUCCAAAUUUUCCGUGAUAACGUCCAAUUUGACUUGAAGGGUCAGAUAUUUACAUAAUUUAAGAAUGUCUAGAGCUGGUAAAAAGAAGAGCCGCAAGGGUCAGCAUCGUCAUUUCAAUAACCCUGAAGAAAUAGAGGCCCAAAUGAAAGAAGUAGAAAGCAACAGAUAUAGGGAACGAACUGAAAUAGAAAGUGAUUCGUCAGAGAGUGAAUCAGAUGAUGAGCAUGGUGCUAAAAAAGGUGUUGAAGGGCUUAUUGAAAUAGAAAAUCCUAACAGGGUGACAAACAAAAUGAAGAAGGCCUCACAGUUAGAUACAGAGACUGCGAGCAAGCCACAGCUCUCAAGACGAGAAAGGGAAGAAAUAGAAAAACAACAAGCUAGGGUUCGAUAUCAAAAAAUGCAUGCAGAAGGAAAAACAGAUGAAGCCAAGGCUGAUUUAGCAAGAUUAGCAAUUAUACGAAAACAACGAGAAGAAAACGCUAAAAAGAAAGAAGAGGAACGGAAAGCGAAAGAAGCAAAGGCACAAGCUUCAAAGAAGAGAUAAUGUUGGCUAAAGAAUGAUUUUAUUUACUGUUAUUGGGAAGGCAUGCAAUGUAUUUAUUCCCUCUCACAUCACUGUAAAUCUGCAGUGGGUUAUACCAUGACUACCCUACAUAGUAAUGGAAUAAAUCAAAUGAAGGGCGGGGUGUAUGUUUUUAGGCUGGUUGUCGCUGGGCAGCAUGUGAAUUUAAACAAUGUAUUUUAUGGGUGUUGUAUACUGUAAAACAUGUAUAAUAGCUACAUGCAAUUUUAGCUAAUUUAACUCAAUGCAUGAAUUAACAGAAUCUUGAAUUAGCUAAAGUGUCAACAAUCUCAUUGUGAAAAUAUUCUUUAUUUUAAAUUAGCUACGUUAUCAAUUACUCAUUAGCUAAAUUAGCUAAAAUUAAAUGCUGGCUAAAAAAAAAAUCAUGUUUUACAGUAUGUUGCAUGAUGCACAUAACAAAGGCCAACCAAUAUCCUAAUUUAAAUAGCCAAUUAACCAACCAGGAUUGGUAGUCACAGAAAUAACUUAUUAGGUUUUAUGAUUGGAUAGGUUUGGUUGUUGAUUUUUUGUUUCAGACAACCUUUGCAAGUUUAUGAAAUGUUUGUAAAAUAUGGCAAAUGUAUAAUUGAUUUAUUGCACACUAAUAAAACAGGACAAGUUAGUGACAUCAUGGUAUACUGGUAUAUUGUAAAUUACAAGACUCUCUGUGGGACAACUGUAAAUGGAAAUUGCAGCUAACAGUCUUACAAUAUAAAACCAAAGGUUGUAGGUGAUUUUCUAUUCACUGCGAACUAUUCAUGUUGUGUAUUGUGUGAAAAGUACAGACUGAAUGUCUCCGCAAGAAUUUGAAUUUCAUUUUUUUUUUUAAUAGCUCAAUGACAAAAUGGUGAUCUUUGAGAGGAAAAUAUUGCGUAGAGAUGCCCUUCUUUAAAAUUGACCAUCAGAUUGUGUAUAAGCACAAUAAAUGUAAAAAUACCCACAAAAUACUUUGUUUUGUUGAAUCCCAUGCAAUGUUUUGGGGUCACUGCCAUGCUAUGACCUUUAUUUGUCCGUUUUUCAUGUUUAAUUUCACACAUAUGCAGGAUCUUGGAGUAAACGAAAAAUUGGUUUAUUGACCUGGAAUGCACUCAGUGCUGUAAAAACCCCAGAGAACACAAAACAAUAGACUUUGUCUCACUUUUUGGUACACAAUCGCCCACCCAAGAGUAAACCAAAAGAUCUAGUAAAAUAGAUUACAGGAGUAUUUCUAGAAAAAGGGAGCACAACUAUGUUACUAUUGGUAUUGCUCUACAUUUGAUCAUAAUCUAUUGACUCUUCCAAGUUCGGUAUGAGGGAGCUGCGCCCCUGUUUUCCUGUCUGGAAGAACCCCUGGAUUAGACUUUGAUAGGUGACCACAGAAUAUGUUGAAUAUUUUUUUUAAGUUAUGGGAUGCAUUUUUUAAUACAACGUAAAAUGCCCUCUUAUGUGUGUACAAGUGUUGGCCAACUUCUCACAGGCACUAUCAUUUCAUAUUUUAAUAUUUGUUUUAUUGUUGCAAUGAAACCUGUCUGAAUGAGAUCAUCAUUUGGUUUAUAAAGAAAGAUUGUUUAUAGAGAAACAGGUCUUGCUGUGUUCAUAAAAUCACUGCCAGUGAAAGUGCAUUAAAACGCUCGAUUCAUAUCUAAUAUUAAAUCAUGAUUACAUAGAGCUAUUAAAUAAAUGAACAGGUAGUAAAAAAAAUGUUUUAGCCCGUCUUGCCAGUUGACAACCGUAUUCCCCCCCCCCACCCCGCGCUCAAAAAAAAAUGUCUGUAUAACCCAAUAUUUGCCUGCAAUAUUAGGAAUAAAAUAUGGAUGAACUGUUAAUUUAUCUGGAUUUUUCAGUUAUUGGUCAAUUUAAGAAACAAAGGUGAUAUUGUAAGAAAAAAAAUAAUAAAAUUCAUUUCUUACAAACGA
Saccoglossus kowalevskii is the source of this 2534-nucleotide messenger RNA. RefSeq names its product 28 kDa heat- and acid-stable phosphoprotein-like. The record is from RefSeq and is a predicted model, not a curated record. NCBI's taxonomy places the organism in Eukaryota, Metazoa, Hemichordata, Enteropneusta, Harrimaniidae.